Messenger RNA from Taeniopygia guttata (zebra finch), 4004 nucleotides. RefSeq names its product dehydrogenase/reductase 3 (gene DHRS3). NCBI's taxonomy places the organism in Eukaryota, Metazoa, Chordata, Aves, Passeriformes, Estrildidae. Gene Ontology annotation, cellular component: lipid droplet. Gene Ontology annotation, biological process: regulation of retinoic acid receptor signaling pathway; retinoid metabolic process. The record is from RefSeq and is a predicted model, not a curated record. Gene Ontology annotation, molecular function: all-trans-retinol dehydrogenase (NAD+) activity.
UCGCCCCGACACUCGGACUGUCAAUCAGCAUUAAUGGGCUAUAAAAGCUCCCCGGCGGCACGGACGGCAAUAGGCGGCAGCGGCGGGGCUGGAGCGGGGCACGGCACGGCACGGCACGGCACGGCACGGCACGGCACAGCACGGCGCGGUUCCUGCUCUGUGACCGAGGGAAAAACCGGGACAGGGGGCACGGGGAGGCAGGGACCGGCUCAACCUCUGCAACCGGCUCAGGACAGAACGUCUGCAGAUAUUUAUAGAUACUGAAGCAAAAACAACAGCCUCACCCUGAAUAGAGCCUUUCUUAAAAAGAAGGUCCUAGCAAUUCUAUCUUAUUUAAGCAAUUUCCUGAGUCUAAGAAUAGAAAUGAGCUGCCUGGAAGGCACUGCAGGCUGAAAUUUGGAGACAUAGGCUGCUUUAUUUUAUUUUUCUAAAUAUAAAGACCUUUCGUUUGGAUACUGAUUUUUUAUGUGGGUCUUUGCAGCGGAGGGAUGUAUUACUUUUAAUUCUACUUUUUUUUUUUUUCCUUCUCUCUCUUAAUUAAAAAAAAAAAAAAAAAAGCUUUCCAGUUAAAAAGCAAGGAAGCUGUUUUACCUGCGUGUGACAAUCCCAGAGGACGCGGAUCAAGAACCAGGGGAGUGACUUGGUCUUCUGCGCUACUUUUCUCCUACCCCCAUUUUUUUUUUAUAAGGGGGAGGGAAGGAUUUUUCCAAUCCAAGAACCUCUUGCCCCCAAGUUUUGGAAGGGGGCUGAAGACUUGUCACCCAUCUGGGGGUGCAUGAAGGGCAUUGCUUUUCUUUCCCUGCCACCGUGGUUUUGUGGAGCUCUGGAAGAGAACUUUGCCCGGGAGAAGAGGAUGAUGUGGAAGUGGCUGGGCGCGCUGCUGCUGUUCCCGGUGCAGAUGGUGUACCUGGUGGUGAAGGCUGCCGUGUGCCUGCUGCUGCCGCCCAAACUGCGGGACCUGUCCCGGGACAACGUGCUGGUCACCGGCGGGGGCCGCGGCAUCGGCCGGCACCUGGCCCGGGAGUUCGCCAGGAGAGGAGCCAGGAAGAUCAUCCUGUGGGGUCGGACUGAGAAAUGCCUGAAGGAGACCACGGAGGAGAUCAGGAUGAUGGGGACAGAGUGCCACUACUUCAUCUGUGACGUGGGCAACCGCGAGGAAGUCUAUCGGCAAGCCAAGGCCGUGAGGGAGAAGGUGGGUGACAUCACCAUCCUGGUGAACAAUGCUGCUGUGGUUCAUGGGAAGAGCCUGAUGGACAGCGACGACGAUGCACUGCUCAAAUCCCAGCACAUCAACACCCUGGGACAGUUCUGGACCACCAAAGCAUUCCUGCCUAGGAUGCUGGAGCUCCAGAAUGGGCACAUUGUUUGCCUGAACUCUGUCCUGGCCUUGUCAGCCAUCCCUGGUGCCAUUGACUAUUGCACCUCCAAAGCCUCAUCCUUUGCCUUCAUGGAGAGCCUGACCCUGGGGCUGCUGGACUGUCCUGGAGUGAAUGCCACCACAGUCCUGCCCUUCCACACCAGCACAGAGAUGUUCCAGGGCAUGAGAAUCAGGUUCCCUAGUCUUUUUCCUCCCCUGAAGCCAGAGACAGUGGCGAGGAGGACGGUGGAAGCUGUUCAGAUGAAUCAAGCCUUCCUGCUCCUUCCAUGGACGAUGCACGUUCUUGUUAUCCUAAAAAGCAUUCUUCCCCAGGCAGCACUUGAAGAAAUCCACAAGUUUUCUGGGAGCUACACGUGCAUGAACACUUUUAAAGGACGAACAUAGGCUGGCACAAGGACUGCUCUGCAGUGAACCCAGCACAAGCAUGAAAAUCCUACAGGACUGUAAAUCAGCCAGUCUUGGCUUUCAGCCUGUUCAUGUGACUUGUGCUGCUCUGAGGCAACACAUUUCUUGCAGGUCAUAUCCAUAGUAACAUGACCUUUGCACAGGAUUGAGUGAGUGGACUAUGGACCCUUGGAAAGAAAAAAACAAAGUGUGAAAUGUUUCUAUGAUGUUUAAUUCUUUAGAGUUCAAUUGUUAAAUCUACUCAUAGUUUUAAGAUGUGAUUUUUGGUUCUUAAGUGUCUGUGGGCUGUGUCAGGGGAGAGGCAGCACAUCCCAUCCCAAGCACACUUUGUGCCCUCUCUGCAGAGGAACUGCCACUGCUUUCAGUUCAGCUUUUUGAAUGGGGAACUGCAGAAUUACUUUGAAGAACUACAAGAUAUGGACACUUAAUGGACGCUUCCUUCUCUUUCUUCACUUGCCAUCCCAUGAUGAAGCUGUUCCAGCACACACUGGGGAAGGAGCAAACCAUGAAGCAAUGUUUUCUUUGCUAAAGGCCACCCAGGACUUCUCUUUCUGGGCCCAAAAAAGCUGUUGUACUUCCCCUGGGGAGGCUGGACAGGAAGGCUCAGGCAGCAGGGCUGGGAGUUUAAGUAGUGGAAGAUUCUUUCUGUCACUGAACUCACAUGUGAAAUUGUCAUUCUGAUUUGGUUUUUUUUGUUCAUUUCUGUUAAAAUAUAAAUAUAUUUUUAGUGUUAAUCCCAGAUUGCCACAAAUGUAGGCAGCAGCACAUUAGGGAUGAACUAAAUCUAGAACUCAAACUAGAGCCUGCUUGUACAAACAUACGUUCACUGACAUAAUCCAUGCAGGGGAAAAUCCAUUGUAUCAACCUGCACAGUGAAGUGGAAUAAUGCUCUAAGAGACAGUGCUGUUGUGCUAUGAGAUGUGAAAUUCGGGAGCACAUUUAGCAGAGACCUGAUUAAAUGCAUUUUGAAUUCAUCUGGGAAUAAACCCAUUGUGAUUUAGGGACAUUGAAUCAGGCACUGAUCAGCCAAAAGUGAUAAAUAUGCUUGGACUGAGGUGCCAGAACAGCUAGACAUUAUUUAUUUUUGUAAUGAAAUAUUCUCUUUGACAGCCUAGGAAGGGCAGCGCUGCAUUCCUAUGCAAAAUGCAGUGAGCAGCACAUUGGAGCACUACUAACAGAGAAAUUAAUGUAAUUCCAAUACAGCAAGUCCUACUGGAGACACCUGAAUGAAGUGCCUCAAGGGUGGAUGUGUGAUUAAAGGAGUGAAUUUAGGACUCCUGACUCGAAUUUCGAGCUUUUCUGUAGAUGUCCUGUAUGGCUUGGGGCAAAAUGCAUCAUUUGAAGGAGCACCCUGACCUGCAAAGCAGAUAUUUCUAGUGUUUCCCUACCUCAAAAUUGCAAGUCUGACUACCUAAAUAUCUAUCAAAAGCUCAGCAAAUUCAAAUGCAACAUGUUAUAGAAAGGGAAAGCAGUGUAUGUUCAUAGACCAAGAGGUUCUAUACAAAAAUUUAGAUGAGGAAAAAACCCAUAUGCCCCAGUUUGUCAUCUCCUAAAAUACUUCUGAGGUACAGCAGAAAAGCUGUGAGCUCUGUUUAAAAUACUCCUUUGGUUCUGCCCUGUAGAAUGGAGACCUGCUGCUGAGAUGCAAAGGUGUGAAUGUUAAAAUCAGGUCUGACCUUGCUGCAGACCCGCUGGAUUUCUCCUUUCUGGGGCUCUCCAGGAGGGAGAUGCUGCCAGAAGUGCCACUCUUGGUGUCCCUCUGCCUGGGGCAGUGUUUGGAGGGGCUCUCCUGCCUGAGUCAGUGCAGAACUACAACCUGGAGCACUGUGACACCUCUGAACAUGUUUCUGUAAAUGCAGUUUUCCUUGGAAUUCCUGCAUGUCUGGAGAGGAUGCAAAGAAACUUCAAUCUCUGUGAUUUUGAGACCCGCCCUAAUAGAUGCUUCCAGCUUUAUUUUUUGUCAGUUUUUUUUUGUUUUUGAGAAGCCCAUCUCACUGAAAGGUCAAGUGCCAUGAGGGGAGAACUCUUCCAGGAUCUGCCUGGAAUCCUGAAGGUACCAGGUUUAUCAGGAGAGGUCUGAGAGAGGAACUUCCCCUGGUGCUCUCUGAUCCAUUCCAGUUUCUCAUUAAUCCCAGCUGGGUGUGCCAGGCUUGUAGCUGCAAGUGCAAUCAACUGUGGUGAAAGAGCAGUGUCCCCUUGAAAUUAAACCUUUGUGCUGAGA